ACUAUAUACUCUAUGAAAUGAUCAUUCAUUUUCUUGAAUCUUGAUUUUAUUUCAAGAACCAAUGGCUAGUUCUCAUAUGAAAUUUGGUUUUUUAUUUCUUGUUUUUCUUUUGAUUAAUUCUUGUUCUUCACUCUCUUUACAUAAUAUGUACCUCAAAAAACAAGCUUCAAUUCUUGUUUCUGUUAAACAAUCUUUUGAAUCCUAUGAUCCUGUUCUUGAUUCUUGGAAUAUGUCUAACUACUUAAAUCUAUGUUCAUGGUCUGGAAUUACUUGUGACGCAAUGAGUAAUAAAUCUGUAGUUUCUUUAGAUAUAUCAAAUUUUAAUAUCUCUGGUUCUCUUUCACCUCUCAUCACUCAUCUUCACUCUCUUGUCAAUCUUUCACUCUCCGGAAAUUCUUUCGUGGGCGACUUUCCGGUGGAAAUUCAUAGCCUUUCGAGGCUUCAAUUCCUGAAUAUUUCCGAAAAUAUGUUCACCGGGGAGCUAGAUUCUUGGGAUUUCUCUCAGUUGAAAGAGCUUCAAGUUCUUGAUCUUUAUGAUAACAGCUUUAAUGGCUCACUUCCAUUAGGUGUUACUCAGCUUUUGAAGAUCAACCACUUGGAUUUUGGCGGGAAUUUCUUCUCAGGAACUAUACCUUCGAGCUAUGGAAGAAUGCAGAAGCUGAAUUAUCUGUCUGUUAAAGGAAAUGAUUUGCAGGGCUUGAUCCCCGGCGAGCUUGGCAAUCUCACUAAACUUGAGAAGCUUUUUUUGGGUUAUUACAACGAAUUCGACGGCGGAAUCCCUCCUGAGCUCGGCAAUUUGGUCAAUCUUGUUCAUCUUGAUCUUGCAAAUUGUAGCUUGAAAGGCUCCAUACCGCCAGAAUUGGGGAAUCUUAAGAAAUUAGAUACCCUUUUCUUGCAGACAAAUGAGUUAGUCGGGUUGAUUCCUGCUGAACUCGGAAAUUUGAGCAGCAUCAAGUCGCUGGAUAUUUCGAACAAUGGAUUAACCGGAGAAAUCCCGUUUGAGUUUUCGGGUUUUCAAGAACUCACUCUGCUUAACCUAUUCCUGAACAAGCUAUACGGAGAGAUCCCUCCUUUUUUCGCGGAGCUGCCAAACUUGGAAGUACUAAAGCUGUGGGAUAACAAUUUCACAGGUUCAAUUCCUGAUAAGCUUGGAGAAAAUGGAAGAUUAAUUGAACUUGAUCUUUCUACAAAUAAGCUGACAGGAUUAGUCCCGCAAUCACUCUGCCUAGGAAGGAAACUUCGGAUCCUGAUUCUCCGAAAAAACUUUCUUUUCGGUCCUUUACCUGAUGAUCUCGGUCAAUGUGAUACGCUAACACGAGUUAGACUCGGUCAGAAUUAUCUGACAGGAUCAAUUCCAAGUGGGUUUCUUUACUUGCCAGAGCUGUCACUAAUGGAGCUGCAGAGCAAUUACCUGAUCGGACAAGUUCCAAAGCAGACAAGCAAGCUAACCUCGAAGUUAGAGCAGCUCAAUCUUUCAGACAAUAGAUUGUCGGGUCCGCUUCCGGAAUCUAUUGGAAAUCUCUCUAACUUGCAAAUACUUCUGAUGAGUGGAAACAGAUUAACAGGGCAAGUUCCACCGGAAAUAGGUCAGUUGAGAAAUGUUCUUACUUUGGAUAUGAGUAGAAACAAUUUCUCUGGAAAAAUUCCUGAUGAAAUAGGUAAUUGUUCAAUGCUGACAUAUUUAGAUUUGAGCCAAAACCAAUUUUCAGGAUCAAUUCCACUUCAGAUUACUCAAAUUCAUAUAUUAAACUACUUCAACAUUUCUUGGAACCACUUGAACCAAAAUCUUCCCAAAGAAAUUGGGUCCAUGAAAAGCUUAACUUCUGCUGAUUUCUCACACAAUAACUUCUCCGGCUCGAUACCUGAAUUCGGACAGUAUACGUUCUUCAACUCGUCAGCUUUUGCCGGUAAUCCUCUUCUUUGCGGGUACGACUCGAAUCAAUGCAGCAAUCCAAAUUCCUCCUCAUUACAGUUCCACAAUGAAAAAGACUCCAAGUCGCAUCAAGUCCCCGGAAAAUUCAAGCUUCUAUUUGCAUUAGGACUAUUAGUAUGUUCAUUAGUAUUUGCAUUCUUGGCAAUCAUAAAGACGCGAAAAAGACGAAAGAAUUCAAAAAGUUGGAAGCUGACGGGAUUUCAGAAACUCGAAUUCGGGUGCCAAGAAAUCCUCGAAUGCGUAAAGGAAAACAACAUCAUAGGAAGAGGAGGAGCUGGGAUUGUGUAUAGAGGAACAAUGCCUAAUGGGGAACACAUAGCAGUCAAAAAAUUACUAGGAAUCAACAAAGGAUCAUCUCAUGACAAUGGAUUAUCAGCAGAAAUACAAACAUUAGGCAGAAUAAGGCAUAGGAACAUUGUUAGAUUGUUGGGAUUUUGUUCAAAUAAAGAGAUGAAUCUUCUAAUUUAUGAGUACAUGCCACAUGGAAGUUUAGGGGAGGUUCUACAUGGGAAAAGAGGUGGAUUUUUGAAGUGGGAAACAAGAUUAAAAAUUGGGAUUGAAGCUGCAAAAGGGUUGUGUUAUUUGCAUCAUGAUUGCUCUCCUUUGAUUAUUCAUAGAGAUGUUAAAUCCAAUAAUAUUUUGCUUGAUUCUGAAUUUGAAGCUCAUGUUGCUGAUUUUGGACUUGCCAAGUUUUUCCAAGAUUCUGGAACUUCAGAAUGCAUGUCUGCAAUUGCUGGCUCCUAUGGCUAUAUUGCUCCAGAAUAUGCGUACACUUUGAAAGUGGAUGAAAAGAGCGACGUAUAUAGUUUCGGAGUGGUAUUACUAGAAUUAAUCACAGGUCGGAGACCCGUCGGUGAUUUCGGAGAAGACGGAUUAGACAUUGUACAAUGGACCAAAAUGCAAACAAAUUUAAUGAAAGAAAAGGUGGUUAAGAUAUUGGAUCAAAGGCUAAGUGAUAUACCUAUAAAUGAGGCAAUGCAAGUGAUGUUUGUUGCAAUGUUAUGUGUUCAAGAACAUAGUGUUGAAAGGCCAACCAUGAGAGAAGUUGUUCAAAUGCUUGCACAAGCUAAACUACCAACUACAUAUCACAUUCAGUGAUUUACACAAAAACUAAUGGCUAGUGUACUUUAUGAGUUUGUUUUUAUGACAAGGUGGGUGACUCACUGAUCCAGUGGUUGAAAUUAGGUGAUUCUCUAGAAUUCCAAAUCUGUUAUUCAUGCAAGAUAAAUCAUAGUAGUAUAUAUUGUGUUUGUUUCUUUUUUAUUAUUAUUGUUUGAUAUGUAUCCAAUUUUUGUGUUGUGCUACAUGUUUGGAAGAGAAAUUUACUUUGGUGGGUGAUUGAUCUUCAGAGUAAUUAAACUAUUGCAUUUUUUGUA
Mercurialis annua (annual mercury) is the source of this 3309-nucleotide messenger RNA. Its product is annotated as leucine-rich repeat receptor-like serine/threonine-protein kinase BAM3. Lineage: Eukaryota; Viridiplantae; Streptophyta; Magnoliopsida; Malpighiales; Euphorbiaceae. Gene Ontology annotation, biological process: protein phosphorylation. The record is from RefSeq and is a predicted model, not a curated record. Gene Ontology annotation, molecular function: protein kinase activity; ATP binding; receptor serine/threonine kinase binding. The transcript has 2 exons. Bases 62 to 3031 code for a protein of 989 amino acids.